Messenger RNA from Bipolaris zeicola 26-R-13, 624 nucleotides. RefSeq lists its product as uncharacterized. The transcript is spliced from 3 exons. The coding region runs from base 1 to 624 and encodes 207 amino acids. The record is from RefSeq and is a predicted model, not a curated record. NCBI's taxonomy places the organism in Eukaryota, Fungi, Ascomycota, Dothideomycetes, Pleosporales, Pleosporaceae.
AUGCGUGAAUGCGCGUCGAGGGAUACUUUCCUGCUAUUUUCCUCAAAGUCAAUCAUUUUUCCAUGCAAUAUCAAGCACUCCAUGCUUACCCAACGACCAAGAUCUCGGAUAAUAGAUAAAAUCAUAUAUGCCUUCAGCGCCACAGCCCUGGGCCUAGUUGCCUUUAGCAUCACCCUCGUCCUCUUACUUUCUAUCUCUUUACUCCUCAUCCUGAUAUUACCUCGCAUACUCUCAAACCUUCGCCUCUCAUGCGACGCAUCAUCAGCACCAUCAUCUGCGGAGCACUCAGAAGCCCUACAAGCGCCCUCCGGCUACAAAGCCGGUACCACCCAGCUUUGCGGCAGAUCUCUUGCCGAGGCCGCGGCCGCAGGCUGCGUCUUCAAUAUGAUGACGGUAUCGUGGCUGCCACUCGAGUGCUACGACGGCGAACUCACCACCAAAUCCAUGGAAGAAGGCCCCGGGAACUUUUAUCUCAGCAACUCGACGCGACCCGAGCCGCUUCUGAGGAAAGAUUCGUUGGUGACGUAUCAUCAUACGGAGCAUUGCUUGGAUACUUUGGCGAAUACGUCGGUGCCGUUGAAUGAGGUGAUAACGAGGGUUGAGAUUUUGUAUCCUGCGUGUUGA